CACCAUGAAGAACACCAGACACCGCGGCGUAGCCCUAAAGCGCGCCCGAGUGCAGCAGAAGCGAAGGACUUGCAGAUCGCUCUGCUGACGAAAAAGCUAAACCAGGCCAAGAAGCUCAACACAGAACUUUACAGCCAGCUUCAGCGGUUCUCUACAGGUGAAAUUGUCCUCCAGGAUAGUUUUCCAAGCAAAAGACGAGCGCUACAAGAGGAGUUGCGUGUUUGCAAGGAACGAAUCCGACAGCUCAAGGAGCAAUACCGCGCUGCGGAUGAAAAGGGUUUCAAGCUGCAUCAGCAAACCUUCGACCUGGCGGUCAAAAACAAGGGACUGAGUGACAAGGUUCGGCUUCUUGAGGGGGCAACUGCAUCGUCGAGCAUUCUUUCGCCUGCGCCAUCUACUGCCCGCAUUGGAGGUGCACCGCCAAUUGAGGGAACGUCCCCCGAGGAGGUCCAGACAAUCAUUGCAAGCCAGGAAAAAGAGGUUACCCGACUACAUCAGCGCGUGGCUCUGAUGAAGAAGACUCACAAGGCUGACCAAGCCAAGUACGAGCGGUUGCUGAAGGCUGGUCAAGACGAAGUCGACCAAACACGCGCUGAGAUGGAGGAAUUCUACCAGCAACUGUUCGCCAAGGAGCGUGCGGCAAGAAACCAAUUCCUGCACAUGAAGAAGCUCAAGCGCGCACUUCACGAGCUUGCAAACACCCAGCAGACCAACCAGCGCUUCCAGCCGUUCCUGGCGAACCGGGAAAUGCGACUCACAAACCGAAGCAGUGGUUCUCGUCCCAACCAAGCAGGCCAACAGCACUCGCCACAGAAAGGUCCGGCAUCAAACCCCGGGCGGUGGAUUCACGAAGCACUGCACCAUCUUGGCUUUGUGAUGCCUCCAUCUUCGGAGCUGGAUGGAUCUAAUCGGUCUGUAACUGGUGAAGCGCCAGAAGACCAAGUCGACAUUCCGGAGAACUGCAUCCAGGGCAAACUGGUGCCGUUUCCGCCACCAACCACUGUCGACAGAGGGUUUACAACUAUCAGUACUCGCGCAAAAUUCCACAACAACUUCGGCCCAAGGCGUGGAAACAGACCAAGAAAUAACGCCAAUCUGACUGACGUAAGCGAGCAAGCCACUGCAGAAUACACCGACGAAGAGGAACUGGACACGGCAGAACCACACGAAAGCGUGCCGCACACGCCAGAAAAUCCCGACAUUGCUCUGUAUUGGGAGGAUAGCCAGGAGACUUAG
Messenger RNA from Phytophthora sojae, 1236 nucleotides. RefSeq lists its product as hypothetical. The record is from RefSeq and is a predicted model, not a curated record. The transcript has 2 exons. Lineage: Eukaryota; Oomycota; Peronosporomycetes; Peronosporales; Peronosporaceae. The annotation marks the transcript as partial.